Phascolarctos cinereus (koala) is the source of this 972-nucleotide messenger RNA. RefSeq names its product F-box protein 48 (gene FBXO48). NCBI's taxonomy places the organism in Eukaryota, Metazoa, Chordata, Mammalia, Diprotodontia, Phascolarctidae. Gene Ontology annotation, cellular component: cytoplasm; SCF ubiquitin ligase complex. Gene Ontology annotation, molecular function: protein binding. The record is from RefSeq and is a predicted model, not a curated record. Gene Ontology annotation, biological process: SCF-dependent proteasomal ubiquitin-dependent protein catabolic process.
CGGGGCGAAGAGCCAGCCAGAACCAUGGGGUUGGAUUCGAAUUCCAGAGGAUUUAAACGGCCUUUAGAACCGUAGAGAGUGGGGCGUGUAACGCCGCCCAAGCCCCAGCAGGUAGGGGACCCGGACUUCCCAGCAGCCCACGCGCCCCCCAUUGCCCGCGAAUGCUGGGAGCCUGACGCGCAGCUACCAACCUUCAGUGACAGUUGGUCACAUAUGAAACUGAUUUACUGAAACAUCAAAUUAUGCAGAAAAUCUCCAAGAGAAAUAGUAAUUCACCUAUUGCUGGUAAAGAACUGAACUCUGUUUGUCCUGAUAAGAAGAAGAAAGAAAAUAAAGACAAUUUUGUUGAAAUAUUACCUCCAGAAGUCACUUUUAAAAUUUUUAGCCAACUCGACAUUCAGAGUUUAUGCCGAGCUGCAACAACAUGUAAAAGUUGGAAUCAAGAAAUUAAGAAUUGUGACUACUUAUGGAAACCCCACUGUUUGACUGUUAGAGCUAUAUGUCAAAAAGAAAUAGAUGGCGAUCGAGGAAAUGGAUAUUCAUGGAGGGUAACGCUAUUGAGGAACUACUGGAAGAGUAAGGUAAAGCAUGAAUGGCUAAGUGGCAGAUACAGCAAUAUUUGCUCUCCUGUUAGCCUACCAGAAAAAAAUAUGUGCCCUAUGGAUGCAGAUACCUGGGGGGAAAUUCUAGAAGCAGAACUUGAAAGAUAAACUGAAAAAUCCAGAAGAGGUCUUAACUUUCAAGAGUUGAAAGCAAACAUUGUUAUGGUGCAAAUACUCUGUUACCUUUAUUUACUCAGUGUUCAUUUGUUUUAUUUGUGAACUUUUAAAAGAACAUUAUAUGAAAUACAAAUCUUUACUUUGUACUUUACUCCUUCCCACCAAAAUUUUUAUUUGAUAUUUUUGUUGUAAGAAUGAAAAUUCCAGUGAUGCUGUUUCUAAAAGGCAUACUAAACUGCUGAAUUGGUUUCAA